Oncorhynchus keta (chum salmon) is the source of this 3517-nucleotide messenger RNA. RefSeq names its product protein FAM131B-like. The record is from RefSeq and is a predicted model, not a curated record. The transcript has 9 exons. Lineage: Eukaryota; Metazoa; Chordata; Actinopteri; Salmoniformes; Salmonidae. Bases 337 to 1698 code for a protein of 453 amino acids.
UCAACCCCCCCCCCCUCUCAGACACGUUGAUUUACUGACUGACUAACCAGGGAUGCUCCAGCAUCGCGACGCUGCACUCUAUCUGUGUCUCUCCAUGUGUGUGCCAGUGGGUUUGACGGAGGUAAGGAGAGAGAGGGAGCGGGCGAGACAAAGGCAGAGCAAGAGGAGAGAGCGAAAGGGAGCAAGGGAGUGAGAGAGAGGGAGAGACGUGCACACACACACACACACACAUACAGAACGAGACGGGAGGAGAGAAGAGGAGUGGAGAGAAUGCCUGGCGAAAGGGUGGCGCUUCCUCGCUUGCUGCUUCCAGGGCCUCUGUGAGAGACAGACACCAUGGGCUGCAUCGGCUCCCGGACCAUCACAGCGGACGCUGUUCCUGUACGGAAAGAUGGGGAGCAGCAUGGGCGUGCCGAGUUUUCCUGGGAAGGAAUCAAUCUCUCUAUGGAGGACACUUCCUCCAUCCUGCCUCGUCUGAAGAGGAACUCCAAUGCCUAUGGGAUCGGUGCUCUGGCUAAGUCCUCACUGACAGGUGUGUCAGGCGUGUCCCGUUCCAUGAAGGAUAAAGUAACUAAGCCCACUGCCAUGGCCUCGGGCAAAGUGGCUCACAUGAUCGAAUGGCAGAGCUGGAACACACCAUCCACUGGGACUGAAGGGGCUGUGGUCACCAAAAUCCCAACCUCGCAACGUGAGAAGGAGAGGCGGAUAGAGAGCGAAAUGUACAGUGAACUCAGUGAAGGAGAAAAGGAGGCCCGCUUCACUGCAGGAUUAAUGGCACAAUUUGCCUUAUCGGAGGCUACUUUGCUGGGCUGGAGAUCUAUGGAGGAAGAUGGCCUUUGUGCUGGCUCCAAACAAGGCAGCGUGGCCCACCUCAGUGAGACCAACCAGGAGAGCAUCACCAGCAGAGACCAUGCGAUGCAUCACUCCUCAGCCGACGUAUGGCCCAACACCUACGUAGCCCAGGGCCUCUACUGCCUUUCCUCCUCCGACGCCUGGGAGCCAAUUAGCAACGACCCCUCGGGCGUGGCCUCGCCGGCCGCCUACGUCAUGGCAGGUGGGGGAGGAGGGACGCCCGGUGAGGGCUACGGUGAUGUGGACAAUGUGGGGGGCUACAUCCAGCAGCAGCAGCCCCAACAGCUCACCCUGCAGCAGCAGAGCCAGCUGCAGCUCCAGCAGUUGCAGCAGAUCCAGCUGUACCAGCACCAGCAGCUAAUGCUCUACCAACAGCAACAGGCAAUGGAACACAGACUACACAGUGCAAACCACUCCCUCCAAGCCACACCCAACAGCACCAUUCACAGUCUAGGCCUGCCCACUCAUCCCCGCCUGGCUGACCUGUGGGGCUCUGCGCAGGUGGAGAUUGUCGGACACAUGAGCGGGCCAAUGGCUGACAUGGUUGUUGGUGUGGUCGAGACCUUGGGGGAGGAGCCAGAGGAGGAGAUCGAAUGCAUUUCAGAGCAACAGGAAGAGGAGGAGACUAAGGACGAUGAGGUUACGUUAACCUUAGAACCAACUUUGACCCCGUCCCCGCUCAGAGAAGACGUCACCCCGAUUGGAGGCACCGGUCCACAACUAGCACGCCCAGAACCAAUGGCAGAACGCAUACCCUUUGUGGUCACACCCUGCAUUGUCCAAUCGUUGGAGGAGAAGGACGAAGAGGUGGCCAAGGGGUCUAUUGUUGCCGUGGCGACCAAUUGAGGGGGAUAGUCAGAAAGAGUGACAAACAGGAUAUACUUAUCCAUAAUCCACCAAUCAAGCUAUUCUACUCCACAUCCAGCUAUUUACCCACUCUGGGACUGAGAAACAACAGAACGACUUUUUCUGGAGGAGAAAGUAUUGGACACGACAAUGAUAAAAGGGAACUUUAAAGACAAAUCUGUCGUUUUGCAGAAACGUGAGGACUUGUUUUGCAGUAAUAUUGAACUAAUGAAUUAAAAUUGAAAGAAUGGAGUAUAGAGAAAGAAAAAGGACGCUGUGAAAAGAUCAGUGCAUUACAGAGAAUCACAAGACAACCAAAAGAAAGUGCAUGCUUUUGAAAGUAAUUUAACAUUAAUAGUAAAAUGUAUACAAAGUAAUAAUAUAUACAAUACUGGUCAAAAGUUUUAGAACACCUACUCCUCCAAGGGUUUUUCUUUCUUUAAAAAAAAAACUAUUUUCUACAUUGUAGAAUAACAGUGAAGACAUCAAAACUAUGAAAUAACACAUAUGGAAUCAUGUAGUAACCAAUAAAGUGUUAAACAAAUCAAAAUCUAUUUUAUAUUUGAGAUUCUUCAAAGUAGCCACCUUUUGCCUUCUUAAUGCGUUUGAGCCAACCAGUUGUGUUGUGACAAGGGAGCGAGGGUAUACAGAAGGAAUGGAAGAACAUUGCUGCUGCGGAGGAUAAGUUCAUUAUAUUUACCAGCCUCAGAAAUUGCAGCACAAAUACAUGUUUCAAAGAGCUCAAGUAACAGACACAUCUCAAUAUAAAUUGUUCAGAGGAGACUGUGUGAAUCUGGCCUUUGUGGUCGAAUUGCUGCAAAGAAACCACUACUAAAGCACACCAAUAAGAAGAAGAUACGUGGAAACACAAGCAAAGGACAUUAGACCGGUGGAAAUCUGUCCUUUGUCUAAAGUUCAAGUUUCCGAUUUUCGGUUCCAACCAGCGCGUAUUUGUGAGACAUGGUGUGGGUGAACGGAUGAUCUCCACAUGUGUAUUUCCCACCAUAAAGCAUGGAGGGAGAGGUGUUAUGGUGUGGGGGUGCUUUACUUGUGCCACUGUCUGUGAUUUAUUUAGAAUUCAAGGCACACUUAACCAGCAUGGCUACCACAGCAUUCUGCAGUGAUACGCCACCCCAUCUGGUUUAUGCUUAGUGGGACUAUCAUUUGGUUUUCAACAGGACUAUGACCGAACACACCUCCAGGCUGUGUAAGGGCUAUUUGAUCAAGAAGGAGAGUGAUGGAGUGCUUCAUCAGAUUACCUGAACUCCACAAUCCCGGCCUCAAGCAACUUGAGAUGGUUUGGGAUGAGUCGGACCGCAGAGUGAAGGAAAAGCAGCCAAGAAGUGCUCAUUAUAUGUGGGAACUCCUUCAAGACUGUUGGAAAAGCAUUCCAGGUGAAGCUCGUUGAGAGAAUGCCAAGAGUGAGCAAAGCUGCCAUCAAGGCAAAGGGUGGCUACAUUGAAGAAUCUCAAAUAUAUUUUGAUUUGUUUAAUUAACACUUUGGUGGUACCUACACGAUUCCAUGUGUUAUUUCAUAGUUUUGAUGUGUUCAUUAUUAUUCUAAAAUUUAGAAAAUAGUACAAAUAAAGAAAAACCCUUGAAUGACUAGGUGUUAUAGAACUUUUGACCGGUAGUGUAAUUAGGAUUUUUUAUAAAAACAAAAAAAAGAAAUAAAGUAAUAUUUAUCUGUGUGUGUUUCUGUGUGUGUGCGUGUGCUUGCAUGUAUGUGUAUGUGAGAGUGUUCAAAUGUAUGAAUGUAUGUAUGUACAGUUUGUAUGUAUUUAUGUAUGUAUGCAAAAAUAUAUAUUCUCGAAAAACA